Molecule: messenger RNA, 1503 nt
Organism: Procambarus clarkii (red swamp crayfish)
Lineage: Eukaryota; Metazoa; Arthropoda; Malacostraca; Decapoda; Cambaridae
Product: NSA2 ribosome biogenesis factor-like IP259
Biological process (GO): protein ubiquitination; maturation of LSU-rRNA; translation
Cellular component (GO): cytoplasm; preribosome, large subunit precursor; ribosome
Molecular function (GO): ubiquitin protein ligase binding; RNA binding; protein tag activity
Source: RefSeq, a predicted model, not a curated record
GAAGGUCCUCAUGGUGCGGCCUCCAUCACCCGCCGCCACUCCCGCGCCCCGCUCCUCAUACUCCAGCCUCUCCUGCCUCCACGCUACCUCCGCCACGGUCCUCUCCGGCGCCACGCCUGGGUGCUGGUAUCUUGGCAACACCACCCCAGACCCACGUGUGAAUGUUUCAUCGAACAUCAAAUAAUUAUUGUGGACCAGCAACUCAAAAGUAGUAAAUUUUAAGUACGUAAGGUCGGCUCUCACACUUGACACAAUGCCACAGAACGAACAUAUUGAGCUUCAUCGCAAGCGCCAUGGCCGACGACUUGAUUAUGAGGAGCGCAAACGGAAGAGAGAGGCCCGUGAACCUCAUGAAAGAUCGGCUAAGGCAAAGAAGAUAUUUGGAUUAAAGGCAAAGCUCUAUCAUAAGCAGCGCCGUUCAGAAAAGAUUCAAAUGAAGAAAACUAUUAAAGCUCAUGAAGAUAAACUGACAAAACAAAAGGAUAAAGAUGCCGUUCCAGAGGGAGCCAUUCCUUCUUACCUCUUGGAUCGUGAGGGACAGUCACGUGCCAAGGUUUUAUCCAACAUGAUAAAGCAGAAGAGGAAAGAAAAGGCUGGCAAAUGGGAUGUUCCAAUACCCAAAGUUAGAGCACAGUCUGAGGCAGAAGUGUUCAGAGUUGUUAAAACUGGUAAAAGGAAAGCAAAGGCUUGGAAAAGGAUGGUUACAAAAGUAACAUUUGUUGGGGAUCAGUUCACCAGAAAACCACCCAAAUUUGAAAGAUUCAUCAGACCAAUGGCUUUAAGAUUUAAAAAAGCUCAUGUCACCCAUCCAGAAUUAAAAGCUACAUUUUGCCUUCCCAUUAUUGGGGUUAAGAAAAAUCCAAGUUCGACAAUGUACACAUCUCUUGGUGUAAUUACAAAAGGCACAGUUAUUGAGGUCAAUAUUAGUGAACUUGGGCUUGUUACCCAAAGUGGAAAGGUUGUGUGGGGUAAAUAUGCUCAGGUUACAAACAACCCAGAAAAUGAUGGUUGUAUUAAUGCUGUUCUUUUAAUCUUUGUGAAGACUUUAACUGGGAAGACCAUCACUCUUGAGGUCGAACCUUCUGAUACUAUUGAAAAUGUGAAGGCUAAGAUUCAGGAUAAGGAAGGCAUUCCUCCUGACCAACAGCGACUGAUUUUUGCUGGCAAACAGCUUGAGGAUGGUCGCACUCUUUCAGAUUAUAACAUUCAGAAAGAAUCGACCCUGCACUUGGUGCUGCGCCUGCGUGGUGGUGCCAAGAAACGCAAGAAGAAGAAUUACACCACCCCAAAGAAGAUCAAACACAAGCAUAAGAAAGUUAAGCUGGCUGUGUUGAAGUACUACAAGGUGGAUGACAAUGGGAAGAUCACCCGGCAGCGUCGCGAGUGUCCCAGCGAGGAAUGCGGUGCAGGCGUCUUCAUGGCCAACAUGUUUGACCGCCAGUAUUGUGGUCGAUGCCACCUGACGUUUGUUUUCAACAAGCCUGAAUAAAUAUACUUGUGGUA